GCGACACGUGAGGCUCCCGCAAUCAGGAAAGGCUGGGAGUCAUUGCGAUCAGAGGCGGCUGUCUCAGAACUGCUUGGCCCCGCCGGGAGGAGGCGCCACUCGCGAUUGCAGGUGCCCGCGCUGGGGCAGCGAUUCAACCUCACUCCGGUUGGCCGAGGAGGAAAAGGAGAAGGAAAGGGCCGGGCCGGGUCCCCGCCCCUCGCGCCCCGGAUGGAUGUGCCUGGCCCGGUGACACGACGGGCGGCGGCGGCGGCGGCCACAAUGCUCCUGCGCACGGCUCGGGUCCCGCGCGAGUGCUGGUUCGUGCCCACCGCGCUGCUCUGCGCCUACGGCUUCUUCGCCAGCCUCAGGCCGUCCGAGCCCUUCCUGACCCCCUACCUGCUGGGGCCCGACAAGAACCUGACGGAGAGGGAGGUCUUCAAUGAAAUAUAUCCAGUAUGGACUUACUCUUACCUGGUGCUGUUGUUUCCUGUGUUCCUUGCCACAGACUUCCUCCGUUAUAAACCUGUUGUUCUGCUGCAGGGACUCAGCCUUAUUGUUACGUGGUUCAUGCUGCUCUAUGCCCAGGGACUGCUGGCCAUUCAGUUCUUGGAAUUCUUCUAUGGCAUCGCCACCGCCACUGAAAUUGCCUAUUACUCCUACAUCUACAGUGUGGUAGACCUGAGCAUGUACCAGAAAGUCACGAGUUACUGUCGAAGUGCCACCUUGGUGGGCUUCACAGUGGGCUCUCUCCUAGGGCAGAUCCUCGUCUCAGUGGCAGGCUGGUCCCUAUUCAGCCUGAAUGUCAUCUCUCUUACCUGUGUUUCUGUGGCUUUCGCUGUGGCCUGGUUUCUGCCUAUGCCACAGAAGAGUCUUUUCUUUCACCACGUUCCUCCCUCCUGCCGGGGAGCAAAUGGCGUCAAGGUACACAGUGGUGGCAUUGCUACUGAUACCUCAGCUUCUAACCACCUUCCGCAGUGGGAAGACGUUGAAUCAAAAAUCCCUCUAAAUACAGAGGAGCCUCCCAUGGAAGAACAGGAAUCCAAGCCAGACCGUCUCCUCGUGCUGAAGGUCCUGUGGAAUGAUUUCCUGGUGUGCUACUCUUCUCGCCCUCUGCUCUGCUGGUCUGUGUGGUGGGCCCUCUCCACCUGCGGCUAUUUUCAAGUCGUGAACUAUGCACAGGGCCUGUGGGAGCAGGUGAUGCCUUCUCGUCAUGCUGCCAUCUAUAACGGCGGCGUGGAGGCCGUUUCAACCUUACUGGGUGCUGUUGCUGUGUUUGCAGUUGGUUACAUAAAAAUAUCCUGGUCCACUUGGGGAGAAUUGACAUUGUCUCUGUUUUCUCUCCUGAUUGCUGCUGCGGUGUACAUCAUGGACACCGUGGGUAACAUUUGGGUGUGCUACGCAUCCUACGUUGUCUUCAGAAUCAUCUACAUGUUACUCAUCACUAUAGCAACUUUCCAGAUUGCUGCAAACCUCAGCAUGGAGCGCUAUGCCCUAGUGUUUGGUGUAAAUACCUUCAUCGCUCUGGCACUGCAGACUCUGCUCACUCUAAUUGUGGUAGAUGCCAGUGGCCUUGGCUUGGAAAUUACCACUCAAUUCUUCAUCUAUGCUGGUUAUUUUGCACUCAUCGCUGUGGUUUUCCUGUCUAAUGGUGCAGUCAAUAUUUUGAAGAAAUACAGAAAGCCCGAAGAUCCAGAAUCAAGUACUCAAGUGACCACUUCAUAACGCACUGCUGAUGAGCUUCUUAUCACAAGAACUCUGCACAGCAGCUGUGCCUGGAUGUAUUUAAUUUUUUAAAGUGUAGACACAUAUUUAUGAGUGUGCAUUUCAUGGCUUCAAAGCAGCCAAUUGACUAUACCUUGUCCUCCUAGAGUAAUAGAAUACUGUUCAGAAGUGAAGUGUACUUCAUGGAUUAUUUACGAGGCCAAUAUAAGGAUGACUGUUUUCUGAUUUGAAAGUGAGCUUGCUUUUGAAAACCAAGUAAUCAAGAGCAAUCAAGCAGCACAUGGUGAUGUAUACUUGCUAGCAAGUGAGUCUGGUGUUUCAUAGGUCAAGUACUUCUGUAUCAGAUUAGCCAGAUGCUUGGCCUGGUGGGACCAGGGCUUCACAGGGGCCACAGAUGUUACAGGUCAGAACAGAAAUAUGUUCUAACAGCACCUGCCUCUGUUCAACUUAAUUCUUAUUUCUGUGUUAUUCAUGUGCAUUUGUGUUUCUACAGAUGAAAGUUGUUCCUAUCACCGACAAUAUGUGCUCUGGUUUGGUGUUUUAUAAGGAAUAUGUGUCGUUUCUAAUUUAAGUUAUUUAAAAAAAUUCAUUGUGUAAAUAUUCUCAAUUCCCAUCUUGACAAUUAUGUAUUUGUGUGGAUUUUUCAUUUUUACAUUAUUCAUAUGCUUCCCAGAGAAGCUAAUUUAGUUAAAUAAUAAGGCAAGUUUUGAAGCCUGCUAAAAAUCUAAGUGACCUAAUCAGAAAACUUAAGGCAGGUUUGCUUGUCUUUUAUUCUUCAGUAUGAAGGACUAUUAAUUCUAUGAUGAAAAGUUACUAAAUGGGCUAAAGAUACAACUAACCCAUUUUGUAUUUGCAUCCCCUUUUACCUCCAAAAUAAAAUGGAAAAUUCUUUUUUUAAAUAACUUCAUCUCCAUUUAUAGCUUUUAUAUUAUUUGUCCUUCUUAUUCAAGAUAAAGAUGUCAUUAAGAGUUGGAUUAUUCCAAGGUCUUUUUCACAAACUGAGCCUCUUAUUAAUUAUUUUGGUGGGACAGGAACUAGGAUAGACUUAGUUCCUGCAUUUUGUACAUUAAAUCUGCCUUUGUUUCUAAAGGUGGAUCAUCUUGAAUAUCUGCUUAAAAUAAGAAUUGCUAUUGAUUCCGUUUCCAGGUUACUUGAAAAAAAUGUUAUUCUGUGCACAUUUAACUGGGAAGUUAGUCUACCAAGUGGCUGCUAACCUAUGUGAGACGUAACUAUUUUGAAGCCAAUUUUGUUGCCUAAUCUUAAAAAAAAAAAAAAAAAAACAAAACUAGGUUAACUUUUUUAGAACGACAUAGGUAAACACUGAAUAAUAGUGUCAAGAUUCCAAAACUGAUGUAUUCAUUUAUGUAAGCAGGAAUUCUAGAAGCAAAUGAAUGAGGAUAAGAAUAAGUCAUUUUCCACUCACCUUCCUUUCUGAAUAAGGGAAAGGAAAAGAACACUAGCUAAGUAAGGGAAGAGGAAGUGAUAUAAAUAGCAGCCUCUAAUUUUAUAUUUUGUCUUUGUUGUGUUUUAUUUUGCUACAUAGGGAAUUGUUUACUCAGAAACAAGUAGAAAAGUGGUAUUUGAGGAAUUUUAUUUAAUUUUUUAAAUAAAAUAGACUGUGGUACAAUCAAUACUAAAGCAGUAUUUCCCUGGAAUUUAAUUCAAAGUUUGUGGUACACAGUUAGAGCCUUUACUUAUUUAAGACAAUAAUAAGUUUACAUCUUGGUGUGUGGCCCUAUUUGUAGAAUGCUGAACCCAAUUUGCAAGUUGUACUGUAUGCAGUUUUGUAAAGUGAAAAUAAUUUGUUGUACUUUUUAUUCAAUUCUGUAUAGAUUACAAACUUAUUUAUUAAAUAAAUAUUUUACAGUAUAUUUUUCCUUUUUAAUCAAAA
Messenger RNA from Balaenoptera acutorostrata (minke whale), 3595 nucleotides. It is a transcript of the gene SLC19A2, whose product is annotated as solute carrier family 19 member 2. The transcript has 6 exons. Gene Ontology annotation, biological process: vitamin transport; transmembrane transport. The record is from RefSeq and is a predicted model, not a curated record. Gene Ontology annotation, molecular function: vitamin transmembrane transporter activity. Gene Ontology annotation, cellular component: plasma membrane. The coding region runs from base 211 to 1704 and encodes 497 amino acids. NCBI's taxonomy places the organism in Eukaryota, Metazoa, Chordata, Mammalia, Artiodactyla, Balaenopteridae.